UAAAGAAAAAAAAAAAAGAAUUCGUAGCUUUCAGGAAUCUGUUGAACUUUGAUAUGGUGUUUACUGAAGUUAGUGUUAACAACGAGAGAAAAUAAAAGGACAAAUUGAUGUGUUCACCGGAUGUUUGGCUGCGCCGCCUGCUGUUAGAGCCCGGAGCUGAGGAAAGCACACACAGCACCGCCCCCGCAGACCCAGUGUGCAACGGAGCCACAGAACCGGCUCUGGUCCGACUCACAGAGGUUGUUCAGGACCAGAUGAAGGUCUCCCUGGCUAAUGCUGAGGAUCAACCCCAGAAGGAUUUGGACACCAUCACUCAGCUGAAGCAGAAGAAUUCUGACCUGACAGACCAGGUGGUGAUAAUGAUAGAAAAUAUGGGAAAAUGCAAACAACUGAUGUUUGACCACAGCACAGAGUUUGCUAAUCUAAUAAAAGAGUGUGUACAAGACUGGGAGAAAACACUCAAGGUCUCCCUUGCUAAAGCUGAGAAGAAACAGCAGAAGGCUGUGAAGAUCAUCACUCAGCUGGAGAAGGAGAAAUCAGAUCUGACAAACCAGCUGGAGACACUGAAGGGCACAGUAAGGGUCAUGGAGAAGCAGCUCUCUGAGACUCACUUGCAGCAUGCUGAGCUCAGGGUCUCUCUGGCUAAUGCUGAGGAGCAACACCAGAAGGAUUUGGACACCAUCACUCAGCUGAAGCAGAAGAAUUCUGACCUGACAGACCAGGUGGUGACAAUGAUAGAAAGUAUGGAAGAAAGCAAACAACUGAUGUUUGACCACAGCGCAGAGUUUGAUAAUCUAAUAAAAGAGUGUGUACUAGACUGGGAGGAAACACUCAAGGUCUCCAUUGCUAAAGCUGAGAAGAAACAGUGGAAGGCUGUGAAGAUCAUCACUCAGCUGGAGAAGGAGAAAUCAGAUCUGACAAACCAGCUGGAGACACUGAAGGGCACAGUAAGGGUCAUGGAGAAGCAGCUCUCUGAGACUCACUUGCAGCAUGCUGAGCUCAGGGUCUCCCUGGCUAAUGCUGAGGAGCAACACCAGAAGGAUUUGGACACCAUCACUCAGCUCGUUCAGGAGAAUUCUGACCUGACAGACCAGGUGGUGAUACGGAAAGGAAGUAUUGAGGCAUGCAAACAACUGAUGUUUGACCACAGCACAGAGUUUGCUAAUCUAAUAAAAGCGUGUGUACAAGACUGGGAGGAAAUACUCAAGGUCUCACUGGCUAAAGCUGAGCACAAACAGCAGAAGGCUGCGAAGAUCAUCACUCAGCUGGAGAAGGAGAAAUCAGAUCUGACAAACCAGCUGGAAACAUUGAAGGAUCAUGCAGAAGCAGCUCUCCGAGACUCACUUGCAGCAUGCUGAGCUCAGGUGCAUGAGAGAGCAGGAGGCUCACAACAUCCUCAAGGCUGAGAACCAUAAGGUGAAGAUGAUGAACGAUGAAGAUCAGUUACUGACUGUAAACAUUUAUUUUUUUGUAAAACUGUGACUUGCCUUGUAAACUUUGUCUGCUGUACUAAACUGUGAAACAGCUCAUUUGAAGCUUUCUACAUGAAAUCUGUUUUUACAGAAACAAAGCCAACCUCUUGGGUCCGUUGAGCAUAAAUUGGAUCUAAAUGGAUGUUUCUCAGGAAUGUUUCUCUCUGAAAAGAUAAAAGUGUCUCUCUGUGUCUCAGCAUUUCAGAUAGCUGUUUUCUAAAAUGAUAGUCUUUCUUCAUUACUUACGCUUCCAUGAGUUCUUUGUCUUUCCCAAAUGAUUACUUGUUCCACACAGUGACAGAAGGGAUGUGAGCUUAGUGGUUAUCGAGUUGGACUGCUGAUUGGAAGGUUGUAAGUUCGAGGUCUCAGGUUCACCAAGCUGCUUCUGCUGGGUCCUGAGCAAGGCCCUUAACCCUCAAUUGCUCAGUUGUAUAAACUAACAUAAAAUGUAAGUUGCAAAAUGUAAGUGGUUCAAUAGAGUAAACUUUGUGUUAACUGUGA
Messenger RNA from Tachysurus fulvidraco (yellow catfish), 1973 nucleotides. Its product is annotated as COP1-interactive protein 1-like. NCBI's taxonomy places the organism in Eukaryota, Metazoa, Chordata, Actinopteri, Siluriformes, Bagridae. The record is from RefSeq and is a predicted model, not a curated record. Bases 108 to 1358 code for a protein of 416 amino acids. The transcript has 12 exons.